CUGCACUUUGAGGCAGGACCAGCGGAGCCAUUUUAUUAUCAUACCAGCAAAAGUGCAGGUGCAUCAAAAUAUAUAUUUUUUUAUAUUUACACUUUUCAUGUUCGGAGUUACCAUGGGACAGUGCGGGAUUACGUCAUCCAAAACCGUGUUGGUUUUUCUCAAUCUCAUAUUUUGGGCCGCUGCGGGGAUUUUAUGCUACAUCGGAGCCUACGUGUUCAUCACAUAUGACGACUACGACCACUUCUUUGAGGACGUGUACACUUUGAUUCCUGCUGUCAUAAUAAUCGCUGUCGGGACUCUUCUCUUCAUCAUCGGCCUGAUUGGCUGCUGUGCAACAAUACGUGAAAGCUCCUGCGGCCUGGCAACGUUUGCUGCCAUUCUCCUGCUGGUAUUUGUCACGGAGUGCGUGGUGGUGGUGCUCGGCUACACAUACAGGGCAAAGGUAGAAAAUGAGGUGAAUCACUCCAUACAGAAGGUUUACAACCAGUACAACGGCACCAACACCGAUGCCCCGAGCCGCGCUAUUGACUAUGUGCAGAGGCAGCUUCACUGCUGCGGCAUUCACAACUACUCUGACUGGAGGAACACGCGCUGGUUUAAAGAAUCCAAGAAUAACAGUGUCCCGGUCAGUUGCUGUCAGCCCAGCAUCAGUAACUGCACCGGCACUCUCACUCGACCUGCGGAUCUCUACCAAGAGGGUUGUGAGGCUCUUGUUGUGAAAAAGUUAAAGGAGAUCAUGAUGUAUGUCAUAUGGGCUGCACUCACUUUCGCGUCUAUACAGAUGCUGGGGAUGCUCUGCGCCUGCGUGGUGCUGUGCAGGAGGAGCCACGACCCCGCGUACGAGCUGCUGGUCACGACCAACAGCUACGCGUGAGCGAGGCAUCAAACCAACAAGGCGCUCAAUAAAUCGAAAGGAGCAUCACUAGGCGUGUCCACAGUAGAGUUCGGCUGUAGUUACAUAAGCUCAAGCACACCUUGCACAAUUCACGAUGAAGUAGCGAACACCGGUGAUGCGGUUUGCUUCAAGGGGAAACUAGUUAUUUAUUGACCUGCUUUGUAAGUUACUGUUACUUAAAUGUUUGUUUUUUUUCUUCACUUUUUAAAUAAUUAAAUAGUUACAGUGGCCAGAGUUGUAUAUGGCUGACAUUAUUGAUGUUGCAUUUUUUUUCUUUAAAUGUGGCUUGAUGAAACUCCCCAGGAAGGAGUUUGAGAAGUCAUAUGGAGCGUAAUAAGAAUGUAUUUCCUUGUGUGCUCGUUUGCACCACGUCAACAGCGCGUGGACGUUUCUCCUGGCUGUUAAGUGAAACUUGGUUAAUAAGAAAAUGGGAAAAACAAGAUUUUACCACAGACAAAACAGAUUUAAUGGUUUUGGAACGGCUUUGUUUUAUCUCUCAAAGCCAUGUUUGAAAGAAAAACUCCUUCAUAAUCACAAAUAUUCAGGUUGUGAAUAAUGUUCUGUUGUGGUGUAGAUCUUUUCUGAGUUAAUUGUGAAUGAACCAUUUAGUCUCCAGUGCUAUUAUUAUUAUUAUUAGCAGAGUGUUAUCAGUGGUACCUAAAGACCUGUAUAUGUAGAUUCAGUUUGUUACAAUCCCUUUGUUUAUAUUGUUGGUUAUAUCCCUGCUAUCCGAAUUAUGACACAUUAUUUUGUACGUAUUUGUGAAAGUGUGCACCGUUUUAAUAUUUUUGAUCUUUUAAGUUGACCCCUAGACAUUUAGCUGGUGCCGCAGUAAAAAAUCAUGACAAACACAAUUAGCUAUACACUGUACAACAGUCAAGAUACAAAUAAAGUCGUACAUUUCAA
Molecule: messenger RNA, 1801 nt
Organism: Gasterosteus aculeatus aculeatus (three-spined stickleback)
Lineage: Eukaryota; Metazoa; Chordata; Actinopteri; Perciformes; Gasterosteidae
Product: tetraspanin-3
Cellular component (GO): plasma membrane
Source: RefSeq, a predicted model, not a curated record